CAUUGUCACCAUCAGAGAAUGUCCCUUUCUCUCUGACUAUAUUUUUUCAAUAUAUACACAGCCGGCAGAGACGUGUACUGUAUGCUGAGGGAAAGCCGAGGGAAAUAUAUAUUUAUGCGGGGGUACUCUCUCACCAGAAGAGGGCAUUCCGAUUCUGCCUGAAAAAGUUGCCGUGAUACACGCGGAAGUGUUAACUACUCAAACGCUUGCACUUAUGUUCUAUUUGGUUUCAGCGACGAGGAGAGAUAAUAGAGGUGAAAGGGGGAAUGUUCAUCCUGAAUGAUUUUGGUUUGUUUACCGAGUUAAACUACCGUUAGCAGACCCUUUGAAUUUUCCUCUGAUCAGGUAAAGCUUCUUUAGGUGUGAAUACCCUGUCAGUCAUCGCAAGAUUUAUAUGUCGCUUUUCACUGGGGAGAUCUUCUGGUGUUCACAAAGCCUCUUGGGCAAAUCGUUGUUUGCGCUUUAUGAGAUAAUGGAUGGAUAGAGAGUGACGAGAAAGUAUCAACUGGAAUCUUUCAACUGUCAUGCUUAUUUUUGGAUUGUGACUUGGAUGUGGCAUUGUUUACUCUCUGUGGCGCUGUUGAUAUUGGACCCAACAAUUUUACGCGGGAAUUAUGUGCACGGAUAUGAUAGAAAACUAGAUCGGGAUUUUCGUCUGUCGUUGGGAAUAGCGAGAUAUGUUCCAUGGUGAAUCUAAGGGAUUGACACUCGGAUACCCCUCUGACUCGCUUAAAUUCCGGGGUCAGCGACGGGCAGGUGCGUGUUGGAAUCGGCGGCUGCGCGCAGUGACUGGGGUCGUGGAUUAGAACCACACCGUUUGAGGAGAGCGCGUGUCAUGCGGACUCGGGUGUCGCACGCUGGAAGGCUUUAAAACCUGUGGCCAGGAGCUGACAGAUAAGCGGAUAUGGGCUCUGCUAUGCGGCGCCGCUGGCUGAUGGUACCGCUGCUCAUGCAGGUGUGGCUGGCUGCAUCUCCGUCCCUCAGCGAGCGCCCAUGCCCCAAAAGCUGUCGCUGCGAUGGGAAAAUCGUCUACUGUGAGUCAAGCGCCUUUCGUGAUGUCCCCAAGAACCUCUCAGGGGGCUGCCAAGGCCUGUCCUUACGUUACAACAGUCUGGCCAGUCUCAGAGCCGGACAGUUUGUGGGCCUCAACCAGCUCAUCUGGCUCUACUUGGACCACAACUACAUUGCCUCUGUGGACGUACUGGCUUUCCAAGGCGUUCGGAGGCUCAAGGAGCUGAUUCUGAGUUCCAACAAGAUCACAAUGCUCCACAACACCACUUUCCACCCUAUACCCAACCUCCGCAAUCUGGAUCUGUCUUACAACAAACUGGCGGCCCUGCAGCCGGGCCAGUUCCAGGGCCUCCGCAAGCUCCUCAGCCUGCACAUGCGCUCCAACUCCUUGAAGAGCAUCCCUGUGCGUCUGUUCCAGGACUGCAGAAACCUGGAGUUCCUGGACCUGGGCUACAACCGCCUGCGCAGCAUCACCCGCAAUGCCUUUUCAGGCCUGCUGAAGCUGACCGAGCUGCACCUGGAGCACAACCAGUUCUCCAAGAUCAACUUCUCCCACUUCCCACGCCUCUACAACCUGCGGGCGCUGUACCUGCAGUGGAACCGCAUCCGCUCCAUGAGCCAGGGACUCACCUGGACCUGGACCUCCCUGCAGAAGCUGGACCUGUCUGGCAAUGAUCUGCAAGAGGUGGAUGCUACGGUCUACCAAUGCCUGCCCAACCUUCAAACACUCAAUCUGGAUUCCAACAAACUGACCAACGUGUCCCAGGAGACCGUGUCGGCCUGGAUCUCCCUGACCACCAUCAGCCUGGCGGGGAAUGUGUGGGACUGUGGCCCUGUGAUCUGCCCCCUGGUGGUCUGGCUGAGGAACUUCAAGGGGAACAAGGAGACCACCAUGAUCUGCGCCGCCCCCAAGGAGGCCCAAGGUGAGAAGGUCAUGGAUGCCAUAGACACCCACGGUGUGUGUCGAGCUACCGCCAUCACACCCCUCACAGCCAGCACCCAGCCCACCCCCUCUAAAGGCCCAGACCAGACAGAACGCCACCCAGCCUACCCCAUGCCCCACACCGGAGCUGGGAAGAGGGGAGAGGAAUCCAGAGGUGGCCCUACAUCUUCAGCUGUCACCCCACCCAUGGAACCACCACCUGAGCAUGAGUUUGAGCCUGUGUCCUUUCACAAGAUUGUGGCGGGGAGCGUUGCCCUGUUUUUGUCUGUGGCGAUGAUCCUGUUGGUGAUCUACGUGUCGUGGAAGCGCUAUCCCAGCAGUGUCAAGCAGCUGCAGGAGCACUCUGCCGCGGCUCGCAAACGGCGGAAAAAAGCUAGAGAGACAGAGCACACGCUGAGCUCCCCACUGCAGGAGUAUUAUGUGGACUACAAGCCCACCAAUUCGGAGGCCAUGGACGUGCUUGUCAACGGGACUGGCUCCUGCACCUGCACCAUCUCAGGCUCCAGGGAAUGCGAGGCCGGUGGUGGCUGGUCCGCUCCAGCAGUCUGAGGUGCGGGAGGUCCCUCCGCCCCCUCUUGACAUCGAGGGGGUCCCGGCGUAUACCGUAAGGGCCAUCAUGGAUUCUAGACGUCGGGCAAGGGGCCUUCAGUACCUCGUGGAGUGGGAGGGGUACGGUCCGGAGGAGAGAUGCUGGGUACCGGUGGAGGACAUUCUAGAUCCAUCCAUGUUACAAGAGUUUCACCGUCUCCACCCGGAUCGCCCUGCACCUCGCCCUCCGGGUAGUCCCCGAGGCCGGUGUCGUCGCGCUGCUGGAGCCGCGCGUCAGGGGAGGGGUACUGUCACGACUUCCGCCGAAGUCGGCCCUUCUCCUUGUUCGGGUGGUGUUCGGCGGUCGACGUCACCGGCUUUCUAGUCGCCAUCGAUCCACUUUUCAGUUUAGUUUUGUUUUAUCUGUAUUAUACACACCUGUUUUCAAUUCCCCCAUCAUGUUCCCUAUUUAACCCUCUGGCUUUCAUUUCUGUUUUGUCCGUGAUUGUUGGUUACGUUAGUGGUUGUUGUUAUUCCUUGUUUUUCCCUUUGUGGAUUUUUGCUGUGAUUUUGAGUAAACGUUUUGUGUUUCGCUCAUCACCUGUGUCCUGCAUUUGACUCUGCUACUUCGCUGCACACAACCCUGACAUUAAGUACUAUACCGACUCUGUUUAUCAUAUACUGCAGUUUAGGUACAAUGGGAAAGUAAUUCUGCUUUGAAAGUUGAUAAACUUGUUAUCCCACUUUUGAGAAAAUGGCCUGUUUUGGUACACCUUCUGGGGAGCUCUUUUUUGUCCACACCCAUUCAGCGUCGUUCACACCCUCUUAAGCCUCAGCCCCACCCAUCUUUUUAAGGAUUCACAGAGUAGUAACAAAACUAAGAUUUCAAGACUAAAUGUGGUGAAAGUAGUAGCAAAAAGUAGUAGUAAAAAUAUGCUUAAUCUAGUCCUUGGCCUAUAUUCUAAUCUGAUUUUGUUGCAGGUCAUGCUGUUCUUCACAUUCCGUUUCUAGCAAACACACCCUAUAUCAAAUAAAUCAACGUUUAUUUGUCACAUGCACAGGAUACAGAAGGUGUAAACGGUCACAUUCUUUUGUUUAGACAUGUAGCUAGCAAGCUAAACAAUGAACCAUAAUCCCAACUCUAAUGCGAUGUUCAAAAUCUCAGACUUCCGAGCAUUCAAAACAACUGGGGAAAAAACGAACUCUGACUGGGAAAAAUCUAUUUGAACGGUCAUCCAACUUAGAAUUCCAACUCAGGCAUCUUUCUAGAGCUCCGACUUUCUCACAUGAAGAUCACUGAUGUCAUGAUUUGACCUUCUAUUUUUCCGACUUAUCAGUUGUUUUGAAAGCGGCAAUACAACCAUGCAUGAAUCUGUAGGUAGCCAAUGCAAACCAACUAGGUUCAAUGUUAGAUAGCUAGCUAAUAUUAGGCUAUAACCAGCAUUGCAAAUACCUUUCUGAGAUACAAUAAAAGUAUUACACAGAUCAUACACGUAAUGUUAGCUAGCUAGCCAGCCAGCUAACAUUAGCUACCUUGCUAAAAGUCUGCUUUAACUUGCAAUGAAAACGUAUUUCGGCCAAAAUUAGAAAUGUAUAAUAUCUGAAAAUGUAGCUACUCUUACCCGUAUACAUGAAUUAAUGUUUCUCCCGCUCUGUCAUGGAUGCCAUGGUUGCCCUUAGUUUGAAGAUGUAAACCGGCGACAGGUGCGUUAAACAACAGCCUUCUUUCUAAGUUCUAUUUUUGGACUCUCUCCGCAUUUGGCAAUCAUCUCUUUUCAUCCACUGUGCAUUCCAGUGAUUUCAAAACCCUGUCAACUUCUUUCCGUGACAACGACACCGUUUCUUCCCCACCAUUGUCAUCAGAAGACUCUACAGUGUCUAGUUCAAUGAAUAUGUUUUUACCUAAAUCAGGGAUGUCCUCAUUGUCUGAUUCAUUUUCAGAGUCAGAGAGAGUCAGCAUGGCACAAUCAUCCUCUAGAAAGCAGUCCAUCACAACGUUUUCCCACUGAGCUUUGUCGAUAGCGCUAUAAACUUCAGGGCAGCAAUACUGAGAGCAGUAGCAAACCUUUUUCAGUUCUUCAUGAUAUAUUUAAAAAAAAGCUGUGUUAGACAGGAUUAUCCACACAUUCUGAGUAGCUCAUGUUAUAGACAGAAGCAUGCUACAGUACAUGACAGACCAAUCCAAACUCAUCUCUUGGCAUGUCCAGCUCAUCCAUUACCUCAGCCACUCAUGGCUAGCGGGAAGGUUCCUGUAUUUUUCCAUGGCGAAACCAACUAGGCUCGUAAUUUAACAGUUUUAUUCGUAUUGACAGAUGGCAUACACAUUUGUUAUUAAGGCACAUGAAAGUUCACAUGUUCCAGAAGGCAUUUCUGCCCCCCCAAAAUAUAUAUAUACAUUUAAAUGCCUCUCCUGUGAGGUAGUGACGUGCAAUAUAAGCCUAGUUUCUUGAAACGGUUCACAAAUAUUCUGAGAAGGAUUAUCGCCACAGCAAAAAAGGUGGAUGAGAUCUUUAAGGUCAGGGCCCUCAGCAAGGCUCACAAAAUCCUUUUAGACGCAAGCCACCCCAUGUACCUGGCCUUUGAUCUAUUCCCCUCUGGGUGCAAGUGUGAGAUCACUCCUAAACAGCUCAGGGUAAUGUUUCUAUCCUACCACUAAUGUCAGGCUGGUGGGUGUAGCUGGUGUAGAAAGUCAGGCACAGGAGAGCAGAGAUGAGUGAAACAACGCACUUUACUCGACAGCACAAAGUAAACAAUUUACAAAGUGCGAAAAGAACGGUUGCCACAAAACAUGGGUGAUAAACAGCACCCGGUACAAACCAGCCGGAACAUUCCGACCUGAACAAAUAACAAUCUCAAAUACAUGACCAGUAAUUGGGAAAUGAAAACCAGGUGUGUGGAAAAAUGAGACAAAACAAAGGGAAAAUGACAAAUGGAUCGGCGCUGGCUGGAAGACCGGUGACGUCGACCGCCGGACACCACCCAAACAAGGAGAGGCAUCAACUUCGGCCGAAGUCGUGACAACUAAGGCCAGCAGGCUGGUCUUCUUUCAUCGGUAUAUACAGUAUGUAACUGAUAUCAAUUUUGCGUUGUCAAUUUGUUGUCUACUGUAUUUAAAUGUCACUUUAAACAUUCACAUAAUACCACAGAGAAAGUCGUAAUAAAGUUAAAGUUUCCAAUCUACAGUAAGACUAGAGGAUCCUUAUAUUUAAUUGCAUUCAGUAAGUCCAACUCUCCUGGAGAGUAUAGAUACUGGCUUACCUGUGCAACUAUAUGAACAAGGAGUGUGAGUCUCUAUGUCAUGCUGUUUAGGAGUAUAAUGUAGGCGUAAAAUGGAAAAGUAAUGGUUCCACUUAGAUAUGUACUCCUUAACACUCCCAACAUGCAGUCUGUUUUCUAGAUUAAACUCCAGAUGUUUGAGCGUCGUAAAAAACACUGAUAAAUCUUCUAAACUUCAGCAACAACCGAGGAGGCUAGCAUGAGAGCACAGUCAAAUUGCACUUUGUAAUGGCAACCCACGAUUUUGCUAUCUUAAUGAGCCCCAUUGAUUAUUACCCUUCCCCUCUCUCCUCCAUCUAAUUCCAAUGCCGCUCACUUUCAGCUCCUAUCGAAGGCAGCUAUAUUUCAAACUGCAUUGCUUCCCAGUGCUAAUGCAUUUAGUAUCAAUGGCUAAUUAGAACUGUGAGAUGGCUUUGGCAAAACAUCUGUUCCACUCUAAACAGGCAGGGUUGUCUUGAAGCGUUAAGUGUCAUUAAGUACUGAUCAAACGAUGCUGGCCGGUGAAUGGCGGUAAACGCCACUGACUGCUGAGGAGUGCGUGCCCUGAAUGGUAAUACAUCCACAAAGAACACACACACCAUCCCAUUACCCACUAUCCACUAGCCGAAUCCAAUGACCUCCUGUCUUUUCAUCUUUUCCUUUUUAGACUUCAUCCGGUCUCCAAGUAUCAAAUUCAACUGGCUGUUGCAUUUAUCGUUUAAUCAUUUAUUUUAUGGCGCAAAGUAAGCCAAUUUAAGAUAAUUCAUGUUGUAUUUGUCCUCUUGUGCAUGAUGCAGGCGUAUACAGACUGGUUUCAUAGACUAGUAAAUGUAACAUAGUAAAUGUAAAUCUGGGACACUCAAAUUAGUAUAAUAUGAUACGUUUGGUAUGGUUAUUUAAGGCAAAAACAAAAGUAGGAUGUUUGGCCAGAGUGGAUGAGUGGGCCUAUAACACGAAUGUCUAGCCACCCAAAGGUUGCGUGUUCAAAUCUCAUCAUGGAGAACAUUUUAGCUAAUUAGAAACUUUUCAACUACUUACACAUUUUUUGCAACUACUCGGCAUGUUAGCUAACCCUUCCCAUAACCCUAAUCCUAGAUGUAUCCCCUUUAGCUAACCCUUCCCCUAACCCUUUUAGCUAACCCUUCCCCUAACACUAAACGUAACCCUUUAACCUACCUCCUAAACUUAAACCUUAACCCUAAGCCCUAAUCUUUAGCCUAGCUAACGUUAGCCACCUAGCCACCUAGCUAGAAUUUGUAACAUAUCAUAAGCUUAGCAAAUUCUUAAUAUAUUGUAUGUUUUACAAAUUUGUAACAUAUAAUAUUAAGUGUAAUUCAUAAUGUAUCAUACGAAAUGGGUGAUGGACAUCCACAAAUUAAAACAUACGACACAAAAUGUAACAUAUUCAUAUUAAAUGGAGUGUCUUAGAUUUAUGUACCGAAUAAUACAAAAUUCUCUGAGACCAGGUGAGCGUAUAAAAUUACAGGCACUACCCAGUCAACAACGAAUGUUCCCCUUAAGAGUCUCAUUUGGUCAUUAGCUAACGUUUUCAUAGGAAUGUUUCAGUGAAGUGCAAGGACGGUUUCCAAGAGAUAAUUCCCUUAAUGUCAAACAGAACUUACCUAGAACAUGGUUACCAUGUUCUCAGAAUAUUCAAGAUUAAUGUUCUAGACACGUUUCAUGGGAAUGUUGAAGAGCGUUUUUGUUCUGAGAACAUGGCAACCAUGUUCUGUGUAAAUUUGGUGGGACAUUGAUGGAAUAUUCUCCUAACCAUCAGAAAACCGGACACAAGAAUGUUCAUGCAACGAACAUGAAAGGUUGUGACUGGUUGUUAUGAUGGUAUGUAGCAUCAGGUUAUUGCAUCAUUAUGCAGGUUAUGGGCAUACCUGAUUGACUAAGCUAACUUAAUUUUGUCGUCUUCGUUUUCAUGACAAGCAGUUAAGAUGAUGGCUUUAAUGUCUAUGGUUGACUCUCUCCGGCAGGAUGAAAACGACAUCAUCUACCAUGAUCCUUUACGGCCCUUUUCACCAUGAUGCUUAGUGAUUUUUUUGUGCCAUUCAGCCCCAUUAAGCAAUAUGGUGCACAUCAAAUUCUAUUUCUUCCAGCUUCAUGCGCCAUCAGGAGUUUGCAUUAGGAAUAUGUAGAUGACGUCAGCGCUAUCACUAUCUAACGUUACUGGUUUUAAUGUCUAUGCAUGAAACGUGUCGAGAACAUUAAUAUCUUAUAUUCUGAGAACAUGGCAAGUUUAAAUAAUGUUCUCCUAACCUUUAGAAAACUGGACACGAACGUUCCCAUGUAACAUGUAUAGAAAAUUAAUAUUGUAUAUUCUGAGAAAAAGGUAACCACGUUCUGGGUUUGUUCAAGCAUUUCGCUACGACAAGCAUUUCGCUACACUCGCGUUAACAUCUGAUUACCAUGUGUAUGUGACAAAUACAAUUUGAUUUGAUUUGAUUUGGGUUCUGUUUGACAUAAAGGGAUGUUCUCCUAACUCUUUAAUGCAAAAACAUGCUAAAAAGGUUCUCAGAAGGUUUUUGCUAAACGUAGAUAGAAUGUUCCCCUAACUGAUGGAAAACUGGAUACUCAAACACUAGGGGAACAUUACAAGUAACAUUACAAAAAAGUUCUCUCCCCCUAGAAAUGUUAGCUGGGUACAGAACACUAUAUAUCUGUUUAUCUCAAUUACCAUGAAUAGAGAAACUCAGUCAAGUUUUGUUAGCUUUGUAAGUACAUACUGUAUCUGCAGAUGCAGCAGCACUAGCUUUCGAAACGUUUCUCCUUGUUAUCUAGGGUAACCAUUUACAUACAGACAAAAAUAAGGGAAAGAAAAGAAAGAGCGAUAAAUGAAAAGUAUUACUUUUAAAGUCAGAAAAGGGAAGCAGGAGAGCCCUGAGAGGGAGGGUUGUUGAGAGAGACUGACAGCACGUUCCUUAACUAGCCCAGAGAGGGCAAACACAGAGAUCUGACUCACCUUAAUGUAGCAUUCGUUAGCCUCAUAGAGAACACUUCUACUUUGUAGAGCUCUUGAUAAUCUGCUCCAGAGGCCUGGUAAUGACAGGAAUCAAAGGAAAUUAGGGAAGUAGUCAUAGGUCUUGAGGUUGACAAAUUGUCCAUGCCAGCAGCCUCUACAGGGUUAAAUGAUAUGAUGGAUGAAGGAGGACAUUAGUCAAGGCUGUGGCCACUAAAAUACAGUAGGCUAGAUAGACAGUACACAGCACAUUUCUGGACAGCAUGACUGUGCCUUUUGACUGUGAAAGUGUCAAGUCACAAGUGUAUGCCUACAGGAAUUGCUCUUGUGAACAUGUUGAAUACAUCAAAAAUAUUUAUAUCUGAAGAAUCGUGAGGCUUUCUGUUGAAUAAUGGUCUCUGUGCGUAGGGGAGCCUUAGUUCAAAGGCCUCUGAUUUCUCUCUGCUUUCAGAGAGAGCAAAAGGUGCAUAGAGAAACAAAAUCAAUAUUGAUACAUUCGAUUAUCCAUUCAGAUACUAUAACGUUUCCUCUAAAGAGUGCCUGGAGACUAGCUUGAUGCCCUUUGUUUGAUAAUAAAAACUAAAGAGAGAAUGUUGUCAAGAUAUAUGGAGUCCAUGUCAAGUUUACUGGACUUACAAUGGACCUUUAUUAAAAGUUAAUGGGUUGGCUUGGCCAGGCACAUCUCUGAGGUUCCUGUUUCAAACCAUUCUCUAUUUUUCACUCUAGACAUUUUGUUUUUUCCUCCUUCCCUUUACCCUCUGUCCUCUUUCUGGCUCCCCAUUCCUUUCCUUUACCUAUUCCUAUUCUAUUUUUGUUUGUCGUUCAUCCCCACAUCUAGUCUAAGAGGGAGUCUCGUCAGUUAUAUUGAGUAAAGCAUUGGUGUGCAUUGCUGAACUAAUAGCUUUUAAGAUGUCAAAAAUGAAAUGUAGUGAAAGAAAAAAAAUCCUUGGCCUCUGUGGGUUUUCAACCGGAAUUGGUUUCUGUAGAAUACUGGAUGACUGACAUUUACGGCACUAUGACUAU
Molecule: messenger RNA, 9725 nt
Organism: Salvelinus fontinalis (brook trout)
Lineage: Eukaryota; Metazoa; Chordata; Actinopteri; Salmoniformes; Salmonidae
Product: leucine-rich repeat transmembrane neuronal protein 4-like
Exons: 3
Coding region: 905-2503 (532 amino acids)
Molecular function (GO): protein binding
Source: RefSeq, a predicted model, not a curated record